CGUGGUUGCUGGACUAGGCCUCAGGACUCCUUCAGAAUCACUUCACACUUAUCUCAAACUGUACCUCAGCAAGAUCUGCAGAACAGAACUCUGAUCUCACUAUAUAUGGGAGCAAUUUAGAGAGAUCCCAUUGGCCGGAUAAGUCACCUGGUUCACCUUUGCAUACUCCCCCUAACAGCAAGGUCCAUGACAACAGGUUUCUUAAUGUAACAAAUGCAUAGAAAAUACCAAUACAUUAACCAUCGUAUAACAUUGCAGUACAUAGUGAAUUCUAGAGAGUUCUGAGGAGAGUGGGCCCAAGACGGACAUUGAGGCAGCAUCUGCCACACAGGAUGGGUUUCAAGUCUGUUCCCAUCCAAACUCAACCUGAAAGGCCAUUUCAACCUGCUAACGUCUUCCGGGAAACACUGACUCCUUCCACAGCCAUUGUUCCUUCAGAACUGGAAAUCCUUACAAAGGUAGAAGAGAUUGUAUUUAAAGAAAAAGUCUUCCAGACCCGAGAUGGGAAAACCCUCUUCUCAGUACAUCAGGAACCUUCUGGGUCCACCCUAAACCUGUAUCUCAGAGACGUGUACCAGGAGAACAUGGCUUGGCUUCAUGUGAUCUCGGAUGAUGGACGCUCUGGUCAUGACUCUUGUUUGCAGAUUGUUGCCCUUCCGGCGCGCCCUCUGGGUAAUGUAAGGAUUGAUUCCGUAUCUGGAAACCUAUACAUCUGCGUUCAGUCGACAAAGGAGACAUCUAUGUUUUUUGCAAGUCUUCCAAUGUUUCUACCUACACAAAAGAGCACUUCAAUAGAGAUACUGAGUAUGAACGGGUCCCAUCAAGUAGCCAAAAUAAUGAGUGAGAAAGAAGGGAAAUCUGUUCAAGUCGUCUUCCAGUUCUCUAUAGACAUGGAAUCCAGUGCAAAAAUUGUAAUCCUUGGAGCUUUCCUCUACUUGAACUUUCACCUCCAUGAGAUUUUAAGACUGGUAAAUGUUUCUACAAAUUUCCAAGAUGUAUGGAUUAUAGACUGUAUGGACUGGGAGAACAGGACGGAUUCCUGCAGCCAACCUUGGGAAAAGCCGAAGGGUGGAGAAGUCGAUGGCUCCAGUAAUGAUGGCGGCUGCUGCAGUAAAUGUGGCACCGGAUGCCGGAGCUGUCUGUGUUGUUUUGGGGACUGUUUGGUCUGUUGCUCUGAAUGCUGCCAGUGCUGCUUAUGUUUUUUUAUGUGCCUACAGUGUGUUUUGUAACCUUGA
This is a messenger RNA of Hyla sarda, 1235 nucleotides long. RefSeq lists its product as uncharacterized. The record is from RefSeq and is a predicted model, not a curated record. The transcript has 7 exons. Bases 333 to 1229 code for a protein of 298 amino acids. Lineage: Eukaryota; Metazoa; Chordata; Amphibia; Anura; Hylidae.